UGGUACAUUCCAUAGUCAUGGGACAGGGAUGCCUUGGACUCUCAGCCCGGAAAGGGAAACGCUGCUGGCAUCUUCGAUUUCCGUUGCCCCCUUGUUUGGGUUCUUGCAAAGUCAGCAUGACAGUUGUUGUUUCCUGCUAAUAAAGAUGUAAUUGUCCCGUUGGCCUGUUAUCUUACUCCACCCUAAUUGCUCUGUUGCCUUCAUUUUCUUUUUUCUUGUCGAACAAGGGUUGAUGGAUACUUAAGACUUGACUUGCUUUUUUCUCUUGAGCAAGGAAUGAUUUUAGCCUUGUAAUUAAAUAUGCCCUUGCUUGGACUGCUUGAACAAGUUUGCUCUUCCUUCCCCAGAGAGAUCACUUGCUCGAAAUCGAUACAGAUGAUACGUGGUUGAUUCAGUUUAUUUCAUAGAGGUAGCAGUAGCUUCUUUCUCGCUCCAAUCUUGCCCUGUGGCUCAGGACAACUUGAGCCUAGAGCUACAACCAUAUAUACACACAACAUAUGAUUUUGCUCUACUUUCCACACCAGAUAAAUGUUGCUCCUGAUUCCAGCUGCAGAUCGCUGAAGCGAAGAUCGGUGGUAGCAGAGAGGAAGCUUAGUCGAUCAGCAAGCAUGUCGUCGCUGCUGUCGAGGCUGCGGCUGGUGACCGUGGACGUGACGGGCACCCUGAUCGCCUACAGGGGCCAGCUGGGCGACUACUACUGCAUGGCGGCCAAGUCCGCCGGGAUGCCGUGCCCGGACUACGCGCGCGUGCACGAGGGCUUCAAGCUCGCCUACGCCGACAUGAGCAGGAGACACCCCUGCUUCGGCCACGCCGCCGCCAUGCCCACCGCCGACUGGUGGUGGAAGACGUGCGUCAGGGACUCCUUCGUCAGGGCCGGCUACGACUACGACGACGAGACGUUCGAGAGGAUAUUCCGGCGGAUCUACUCCACGUUCGGCUCCGCCGCGCCGUACGCGGUGUUCCCGGACGCGCAGCGCUUCCUCAGGUGGCUCCGGAAGGAGGGCCUCGUCGUCGGCAUCGUCAGCAACGCCGAGCACCGGUACAGGGACGUCGUCCUGCCGGCGCUGGGGCUCAACCAGGGGUCGGAGUGGGACUUCGGGGUGUUCUCGGGCGUCGUCGGCGUGGAGAAGCCCGACCCGAGGAUCUACGAGGCGGCGCUGGAGCAGGCGGCUGCCGUGACCGGGGGCGUGGCGCCCGGGGAGGCGCUCCACAUCGGCGACAGCCUGCGCAAGGACUACGCCCCCGCGCGGAGCCUAGGGAUGCACGCGCUGCUGCUGGACCGGUUCCGGACCGCCGAGGCGGAGCGCUGGCGGAGGUCCGGCGUGCCCGUGCUCCCGGACCUCGUCGCCGCGCAGGAGUGGCUCGCCUCGCCGGGGGGAGCCGCGGAUCAGCCUGUCACGGCCAGGUGACAGUGACACGACAUGCCAGCCAGCACUCGAGUCCUGAACUCCUGACACGGAAAGGACCAAUGGAGCAUCUGGACGUCCGACUCCGACCGCACUGUCCCUGAGAGCCUGACAUGGAUCGAUCGCCAUUCCAGCUGCUAUGGUCGGAAUGCCGGAUGUCGUCGUGUAAUCGAGAUGAGAACAUCAUUCUCUCCAGAGUUUCAGACUCUGCAUUAGCAAGAGCUCCCGUGCCUGCUACCCUUGCCUCAACUGUGGAAUUGAGGGACCUUACCAACAACGAAAAAAAAGAGUGUGGGAUGUAACGUGUGAAUAACUGAAUAUAAUGAGGAAACAUGACAUUGUCCGUC
Sorghum bicolor (sorghum) is the source of this 1753-nucleotide messenger RNA. RefSeq names its product haloacid dehalogenase-like hydrolase domain-containing protein 3. The record is from RefSeq and is a predicted model, not a curated record. The coding region runs from base 498 to 1409 and encodes 303 amino acids. The transcript has 4 exons. Lineage: Eukaryota; Viridiplantae; Streptophyta; Magnoliopsida; Poales; Poaceae.